AUGCCGAGCAGCCAGUGUACCAACUUGAAAAGUGGUGCUCUAUGGAAUUUGUACAAAUUCCAGCGUGGAAGCGGCCCCGGCCAUAUUGCAUAUACUGAGGCUGGUUGGGGGCCUCUCGUUCCAGCCCAUAGUGUUGACAUGGUUCUUGCUGCAAAGCCCACUGCCAAAUUCACCGGAGAAGUUGACAAGAUUGGUUGGGAUAGCGGCGAAGUUUCAAGACUAGGUUCUAUCUAUCCUCAAGCCAACAAGGGCGUGGGCGCAACAGAGUACUUUUUGAUGUUUUGGACUAGUUAUCUUGCGCCUCGUCAAGAAGGAAGAUCCCGCUUCGACAUAUGGUGGGCCGAUGACAUGGCUUUUCUGUGGGUUGGUGAUAAAGCAAUUUCGAGCUUUUCCGAAGCCAAUACGGAUUUGAAGGUUGACUACGCUUCUCGCGAUCCCUUCGGGGGAAAAAGAUUCGAAUACCUUGUAACGGCGAAGGAUAUUGGCAAGCGGAUUCCCAUCCGAGUUGCGAAUGUCCAGACUGCAGGAUCGUAUUCGGUGUUCAUGAUGGUCAGAGACCCUAGCGGUGGAGUCGUCAUGAAUGGUGGUAAUAGGGGAAGCGGUAAAUAG
Venustampulla echinocandica is the source of this 609-nucleotide messenger RNA. RefSeq lists its product as uncharacterized. The transcript has a single exon. NCBI's taxonomy places the organism in Eukaryota, Fungi, Ascomycota, Leotiomycetes, Helotiales, Pleuroascaceae. Bases 1 to 609 code for a protein of 202 amino acids. The record is from RefSeq and is a predicted model, not a curated record.